UGGUGGAGCAACACCUCGUGGUCGUGAAAAAACACCGCGGUUUUGCGUACGAUGCUUCUGAAAGGUAAUAUAGGUUAUAAUCAGCCUCCACCUGGCAGUCUGUGUUCCAUGAUUUUAAUACUGCGUUUACAAAACUCAGUAAAUAUUUUUGAGCCCUUAUAUAGCCGCCUAUUGUAAAGAGUAAUGGGGUAAUAAGACGCUGGAAACUCGUCGGUGCUCUCUGCCUGGAGGCGGUUGGGGGCGUGCUCCAUGCACUCCAAGCGAGAGGUUGUCAUCCAUAAUUUAGUCCCAACCCAAGCAAGGCGAGCAGGCUGGUACUCUUCCGCUCUUCCUCGGACAGACGCUCAGCCUGGUUGUCACACGUUUUUAGCGCUCUGUGGCAGGCGACUGGUGAAUUCCGCGGGUGGAACGCUGGUGACAAAGAGACAGUCGUCUUUCAACGGCGGACGUAAACAUUGCCAUGUCCUGAAUGCUUCCUGCACCACCGCCUCGUUCCGUGCACCGCUCCAGGACAGGGGGGAAGGGGUCGGGGGCUCUUGUUGGGGUGGCUGAGAUGAGAACACGGCAGCAACGACAACACAUCGUUCCCGGAGGUAAAUCAAGGCGAAGACGCGGUGAAGUUGUGUUUGGGACAGGAGACUGCGGCUGGCUUCAGUUCUUCUGUGUGACUGCACACAGCACCAUGGGGGGCAAACAGACCAAGGGACACGAUGCUGGAGGAACCAGCCCUCAGCACAGCUGGAGGCGCACCCCCACCAAGGAGCGAGGGGACCUGUUUGCAUCCCUCAUGCUGAGGUCAGGGGACAGGCUGAGCCGCGGUGUUACCCCACCGCCUUACCAGCGGCGAAUCGGAAUGAUCCAGGAGAUGAUGUUGAUGGCCAAGCAGGGCAAACACGACGAGGCUACAGAGAUGCUGAGGACACUACGGCAGGACCUGGGCAUGGAAUCGACAUCUCUGGACGAUGUAUUAUACCGCUACGCCAGCUUUAGAAACCUUGUCGACCCCAUCACACAUGACCUGAUCAUCAGCCUGGCACGAUAUGUACACUGCCCAAAGACGGAGGGUGACUCUCUGGGGGCCAUGGAGAAGGUUUGUCGUCAGCUGACCUACCACCUCAGCCCUCACUCUCAGUGGAGGAGACAAGGGCUGCUCAAGCGGAAACCCCAAGCAUGUUUGAAGGCGGUGCUGUCCACACCUCCAUCCAGCGGGGCGCUGGAUCUGUCCGGUAUCCCUCUGGUAGCUCGCGACAUGGAACGUCUGUGUGCACACCUCCAGCACCACGCUUCCACAGUAGUAAGCUUGGAGCUGGGCUUCACUGAGUUGACCGAUGAAGCCUUCCUCCUGCUCCUGCCCACCCUGGCUGCCCUACCUCACCUGGAGACGCUGGCAAUGAACGGAAACCGCCUGACCAGGACUAUUCUGAAGGAGCUGACAGAUGCCUUAAAGGAUCCCAAUAGUUUCCCAAGUGUGACAUGGAUCGACCUGGGAAACAAUGUGGACAUUUUCUCCCUGCCUCAGCCUUUCCUGGUCAGCCUAAGGAAGCGCUGUCCAAAGCAGGGCAACCUGCCCACCAUCCUGGAGUUCGGCGAGAGUCAGGCCAGCGAGCCCCCUGAAAGGCUGAAAGUCAUCGGUGAAGAUGAGGAGACCGAUGACACCAACAGGACUGAAAGCAUGGGGGAGCUGCGGUCCGAGGUGGAGGAGGAACUGGACGGUGAGCUGGAGAUAGAGGAGAUGAUGGAGGAGCUACUGGACUUCGAUAGGGAGGUGCAAGGGAAGGAGGAUGAAGACGAGAGCAUGUGGACCGUCGAGGAGCAGAGGAAAGCCAAGAGGAUGAUGAUACGUGAAGAAGAGUUAGACAGGAAAGAGAGGCCGGGCCGAUUGGCAGUGAUGGCGCAGGAUGAGGAUGACACACAGAGCCGCUCCUCCCCAUUGUCUUGCUCCAGCCCGUCACAGCACUCCUCCGCAGCUGCCGAGCCAACGAGAGCAGAGGAGGAUGAUUUUGACAACGUGACUGACCAAUCAGAGCAUUUGACCUGAUUGCUGUUCUUUUCUCAUCUCUGCUGAAAAUAUUUCUCCUGCCGUGUCAAGGUACACUCGUGGCAGGAAGCAAGGGAAGACUUGCUCCCAGUUUGAACAAGUCAGAUUUAACCAGAUAAACCAAGGUGGCAAACUAUUAGUUGACAAGUGUGCGGACAGGAUUUGUCAGUUACAAAUUACCUUGGCAGGCUAAUGCAUAAAACCACUCGGUAAUUAAUAAGCUAUUUAUUGCAACUCAUCCUGUUUGGAGUUUGAGUCAGGACCUUCUCGUAACGUCAUUGUACCUUCAUGUGCCUGGAAUAUACCCCGUUAAUGGAUGUCUGUCGUGAGAGGUUAAAAAAAUGUCAGUCAGGCUCUUUAAAAAACUGUUGAAAGGGCCACCCAUCUGAAAUCAACAGAAAACCAGAUAGAUGAGGAAGAGUAAGAGACUCAAAUGUUAAAGUUAGUCUCAAUAGGGGGGACGUUAGCAGAUAAAUGAAUAGAAAGACGUAAAAAGCUGAUUUGUUUACUGUCCUCUGCUGACAGUUUAUAUUGACUUGCGCUAUGAUCACAUCGAUGCAUGCUAUCGUCUGUAAACAAAUUGAUUUUUGCACCUAUUUGACUUGAUUUCAGUUCUUGAGUCAAUUAACUCAUUCACUCCCAAUGUCUUUUCAGACUUGGUCUAGAAUUGGCUGGUACUGAAUGAGUUAAUAGCUUACAAAAAACUAACACAAGUACACGUGGGCUGAUGUUAGGUUUGUAUGGUCAUUUAGUAGUCUGCUUUGGAAUACUAGUGACUGUGGACGUAAACAGGGAUGAGAUCCCAUCUCGACUCUUAAAUAGGAAAAUAACACGGACAGUUGUUGUGCCGAUUGUAAUACUUCCCAAUAUUAAUCAUUCUAAUACGAGCUGCUCCCCGCUCUGGUACAAUUAAAUUGAGACAGAUAAUAAUAAUAAUAAUAAUACAUUUUUUUGCUCAUUUUCAAACAUAUAUGUAUGUUUAUUUGUAUUUGGUAGAUUAUUUCUAUUGUAGCAAGACUGCUUGUCCAUACAUUUCCAUUGAGCAUUCUGUGCCCCAUUUUAAGGAAAAUGGAUGGGAUGACCAGCGCAACAGAGAAUGUACAUUGCAAUGUAAAAGGUGCCAAGUUUUUACUCUCUGCUGAUUUUAAGGAAAACAAACCAGCUUUCAUACAGUAUGAAACAGUGAUUCUUAACCUUCUUAGAGGUACCGAACCCAACCAGUUAGUAUGCACAUUCACCGAAAGAACCCUUCAAUCAGUGAAAAAGAAAGAAAUAUUUUUUUUACAAAUUCAAGAUAUUAAAAAAAAAACAUUUGUUAAAAACAGUAAAAAAUCUAUACAAUUUCAAGAGAUAAGUAUACCUUUUUUUAUUGUAUGACGUACUAUCACGACAGUCACUCGUUGACGACUAUGCUAACAAAAUUUCCCACAGCACUAAUUGGGCAACCAAUGUCAUGUGAUCAGCUGCAGCAAGUAAUGGCCAAGCGGCGUGUCAUAACUAAUUCACAUGUUGAGUUGGGUGUCUCUUACCCUACAUAGCAGAGGCUCCGUCAAACCCCUGAGACCUAUUCAUCGAACCCCAGGGUUCGAUCGAACCCAGGUUAAAAACCACUGGUGUGAAUGAUAGUGAAAAGAAGUAAGUAAGAUAUCCUUUAUUGUCCCACACUGAGGAAAUUUACACUACAAGUGUUGUUACAACAGAGGAAUACAUACCAAAAACACCUCCCUGAGCUUUUUACUCACAUGUUUAUGUUGUAUGUCAGAUGCACACAUUUUAAAUGGACAAUCUCAUCAUCUGUUGGUUUCAGCUUUGUUCACAAGAAUCAGUCGUGAGGUUGAUCUACCGGGAAAAUCAAUGCUGCAAAAAUGAACAUGAGACGAAAACUGUUCAUCUUGGCAUUGUAACAAUGUGAGGCUAUAUUUUAAUUCCCGCUCAUGCAUGCGGACGACGACUAUUGUCAGUAGCAGAUGUUAAUAUGACACCAGCAAAGGUUCUCGAUCUUAAUUGACAUCGUAAGGUCAUGUUUAGAGAAAUGAGAAUCAUGAAUCCAACACAAUAAUAAUAAUAAAUCAUAGUUAGUCCAUUUGAAAUCUGAGGGGUAACCCAUUAUUUUAACCAUUCAAGAUAUUUCAUGUUUUGGAGUAAGUAGAGUACAGGAAUAUUCGCUGUAACAUAGAGACACCUCAAAAAUCCAUCAAGUUCCAUAUACAUUUAGAUAUACAUAUAUAUACAUUUGUUGAAAGCUUUAUGAUACGGCGGAUUGUGCGUUUCCUCUUUUUUGGUGGUUCUUAAGCAAAUGGUGACAAAUAAGUAUUUCCAUGCAAUUCACUUUUCCAUGGGGCUGGAAAAAAAGCCGUACAAGUGCAGUGCUGUACUUGAAUCUAAGUGCAAAGAUUCUUCCCUUUAACGUAAGCCUUGCAACCAUUUUGUGCCCAAAUGUUCUCACACUUAAUCAUCCCAGUGAGCCCUUUAAAACAUAAUUAGAAACAUUUGUGACAAUGUGCAAAUAUCCACGACUGGUCAUUACAUUGCAAAUUUCAGAAGUCAUACCAAACCAUUCAUUGCAUGCAUCCUGAAUAAGUGACACGGGAGACGCUAUGCUCAGGUUUAUUAUUGUUUGUGGAGAUGUGGAUGAGACAGUUGAGAAGUGUUCCCCAUUUAUGCUGCUGUUAAUCAAAUGUCAACCCCUUCUGUUUGCCAGCAUGUCAGCCAGAAAACAGAUAGGUUAAAAUGAGAGGGCUGCACAAGUGUCCUGAGAAAUUUGGGGCCCGGUGCCUUGUGCAAGGACUCCAGCAGUGCUCAGGAAGUGACAUGGCCUCUCUGUAGCAAACGGUUCCUACUUGUUAUUUUUUUUUAAUGGGCCUAAUCCACGAGUAAAAUACUGCCACCCAAAAUAAUUUAAAGAUUAGAAUAGGGUUUUUAUGUUUAUCAGCACUUACAUGUCAGUCUACUGUUGUAGCCACGAAAGUAAUUGCUUGGUGAUUCCCUCUCCCAUGCUGCACUUGGUUCACUCAUUUCACCAAAGUGGCUCAAGGCACAGCAAUUAAAACCACAUUCAUCACCACGGGUAAAAUGACUAGACUAUUUGAAGUCGUGAAAUGACUGAUAUUUUAAUCAAAUGUAGAGGAUAUAUAAAUGAUUUAAGGAAUGGGGAGGGGGGGGGCACAAUGCACUUUAGGUGCACCUGCACAAUCUAACGAGAUCCUACGUGAGAGCUUUAUUAAAAAAUACAACCUCUUCAAUAGUAAUCUUGCUGACUUAUGACUGACACUGUCAUGAAUGAACAAUUUUUUAGGGUCUGGUUUUGAAGUGGUAUGGACCUUGGUGUAGUCCUGAAAACGCAUUUGAUUGCAUAAAAACCGAAUAAAUCGUGUAAAAGUA
Hippocampus zosterae (dwarf seahorse) is the source of this 5419-nucleotide messenger RNA. RefSeq names its product leucine rich repeat containing 75A (gene lrrc75a). NCBI's taxonomy places the organism in Eukaryota, Metazoa, Chordata, Actinopteri, Syngnathiformes, Syngnathidae. The record is from RefSeq and is a predicted model, not a curated record. Bases 470 to 2038 code for a protein of 522 amino acids. The transcript has 6 exons.